Cylicostephanus goldi is the source of this 615-nucleotide messenger RNA. The record is from the annotation of a GenBank genome assembly. NCBI's taxonomy places the organism in Eukaryota, Metazoa, Nematoda, Chromadorea, Rhabditida, Strongylidae.
UAUCUGAUGAAGCACCCUGCUGGACCUAUAACAAGGGAUAAUUUCUCUUUUAGCAGCAAAUUAAUUGUAGGGGAAUUUUUGAUGCCGAAAGAGUUGGAGAAUGGAGACAAGGUCGUGGUAAAGCUGGGUGAAGAGAUUAUAGCUGAAGAGAUCAACCGGCUAAUCAGCCUGAAACCUCAACCUCGGAAUGGCGAGAGAAAGCAAAAAGAAAAGCCAGAAAAACCAGAAAAGGCUGAGAAGACUCCCCAAGAAGGAAGAACAACCCCCGAAGAGGAAUCUCCACUAGAAGUAUACGACGAUGAAGAUAAGAUCAAAUGGAGUCGUGAACCGAUUGAUGAUCUGUUGCUGACAGAAAUUCGGCCACUACCUGAUCUCCCUCGGGUGGAAAACCUUCGACUAAAUGGGAUUGGAUUUGCUGAUGCGCUGAUGGUCCAUGAAUUUGUCAAUAAUUUCGCUCAUGUACUUGAAAUUGACCCCUCUUCAAUCCCCUCGUUGGGUGUUCUUUGCGCCGGUCUUGUUGGAGAUGUAAAACAUUUUGAUCAAGUACUCCAACUAACCCUUGCUUUGUUUCGGUUGUCACUAGAGUAUCCCGGGUUACCUAUGGGAAAGCGGUAA